This is a messenger RNA of Aedes albopictus (Asian tiger mosquito), 3130 nucleotides long. Its product is annotated as sentrin-specific protease 1. Gene Ontology annotation, cellular component: nucleus. The transcript has 6 exons. Bases 545 to 2542 code for a protein of 665 amino acids. NCBI's taxonomy places the organism in Eukaryota, Metazoa, Arthropoda, Insecta, Diptera, Culicidae. The record is from RefSeq and is a predicted model, not a curated record. Gene Ontology annotation, biological process: proteolysis; protein desumoylation. Gene Ontology annotation, molecular function: deSUMOylase activity.
AAAAAAUUCCCCUCUCGGCUCGGCUUUGGCAAAAUCGAAAACCUUUUCGCGUCGUCUGGCUCCGUCGUCAUCUUUCUGAAGAGCGUUUCUUUCGCACGGAUUUUUUGAGGUACAGAGUGUUAGAUUCCGGAUAAUUCCGUCGGCAUUUCGGUGUUUGAGCGUGGGGAAGUGAAAUAACGCUAAAAUCAGCGCCAGGGGAAUUGCACGAAUUACGUCGUCUCUCGAAGGGUACCGAAACGCUCUUGCAGUAGUGGCUGGUCUGGGCCGACAGUCAGUAGCAGCAGCAGCAGAACGCGAACACAGGAAGAAGAAUAAAAAGUGCGUGUCCCGUUUUCUUGGGUAGUCCUCGUCAACACUUGGUUGACCGACCAAUCGCAGUUCCAGAACCGGAGUGUCGCAGGUUACAACAUCAAUUGCGGGCGCGUAUCGAUUCGUCGCGAGAUUUUUUGGCAUUUUUCUUACGAUUAAAGUUUUCUAUAUGAGUGGAUCCGACUCACUGCUCGAUUGUGUUUCUUCCCCUGAAUCCCGUUGAAGGACUUCCGGCAUGUCUGUGACAUCGCUGCUAUCCCGCAUCAAAGAGUUCGUGGUCGAAGGUCGGAAGCGAAAAAGCGAGGAACCGUCAGAAGCAUCAACAAUUUCUUUUGCCAAAUAUCGUCGAAUCACGGACGAUUUCCCCAAAUUCAUCUCGACGCCGUUGAGUAAUGAUUUUCAUUCCAAGUCAGAACCGAUCUCGGACAGAUUAAGGCUCCCGGUGUAUUCCAAGAAAAUCAUGUCCGAAGCGUCCAACAGCGGCGGCAACAAACAGAGCGCCUACUUCGGUGCCACCGGCAAGACGCGGCUCGAGUUUGCCGAUAUUGAAUUCUCCGACGACGAGGACGAAAUUGACUGGAUCAAUCGGCAGCAGCAGCAUCAGCAGAACCACCGAGGUCGGAUCAGCAAUGCCGGACUUGGCGCAGGUGUUGGUGGUGGUGGCAGUGGUAGCAGAGGCGGCGGUGGUGGCACUUCCCUUCGACACCCGCCACCGUUGACAAAAAUCAAGCCUUCCCUCGCACCAGUUCCGUCGCUGUUCCCAAUCAGGACGAAGCUGACCAAUGGCACUGCCGAUGGAUACGGCCGUCCUUCCGAUACGUUCAAGAAACCGUUCGUAUUCAAGUCGCAGCAAGCUGCGACACAACCUCAGCAGCAGUCGCACCAAGCGCCGCAAGCUAAGCGCAACUCGAUUAUUGCCCAGAGCUACAAUAUGACGGAGGUGAACAACUAUCGGGCACUGUUGAAGCGACUGCUGCCGAAUCUCUACUCGCCGGAAGAGCCACAGUCGGCCAGUGCUUCGCGGAAGAACUCCCUGCUCCUGUCGUCGGACGAUAUCAAUCUGUCGUCGUCGACGGCCAUCAAUCACAGCCUUGGGGCCGGCGAAGGAAAAGCUGGUCCAUCGACGAGUGGUUCGGCCGCAAUUCGUUCGAUUCCGGUCUUCGAUUUGUCGCUGGAGGAAAGCGACGCCGAGGGACGGAAGAAGCGCACAAGCUUGUUUACCACCGUCGAUUUGACGCAGUACAGCUUGGCCGCCGAUGACGAAGCUGAAACAGCCCAAGUGGUGGACCCGGUAAAUACUUUACAAGAGAAGCUCCAAACUAAUAGCAAGUUCCGCGAAGAUAUCGUGGACACGGUGCAGCGCAAAUAUGGCAGCACUUCCAGCCAGCGGAAGGACCUCAUCGCGCAGGAACGGGAAAACUUGAAGGAGCUUAAGAAGAGCACCCAAGAGUAUGAGACCCCGUUCGAGCGGAAGCUGGGCGACUUUAUGCUCAAGUUUGACACCAUCGUCCUGGACGAGGAGGAAUCGGAAGAGGAGGAGGAAGCCUACCCGGAGCUGACCGAUGAGCACCAGGGCGCGAUCAAGCGGGCCCUCUACGGCGGGUCGCGUUCGGAGGUCAUCAUCAACAAGUUUAACAUCAGCAUUACCCGUAACGAUCUGGCCACGCUGAUCGGGGACAACUGGCUGAACGACGAGGUCAUCAACUUCUACAUGAACCUACUGAUGGAGCGUAGCGAGCAGCGCGCCGACGACGGUCUUCCCCGGGUGUACGCCAUGAAUACGUUCUUUAUCCCGAAGCUGCUCUCGGCUGGCCAUGCCGGCCUGAAACGGUGGACGCGCAAGGUGGACAUCUUCACGUACGACAUCAUUCCGGUGCCGGUUCACGUGGGCCGGGUGCAUUGGUGCAUGGCCAUCAUCGAUCUGCGGAACCAAGUGAUCCGCUAUUACGACUCGAUGGGCACGCCCAACAAUGCGGUCCUCAAUGCGCUGGAGCAGUACCUUCGGGACGAGUCGCUGGACAAGCGGAAACAACCCUUUGACACGAGCGGUUUCGUGAAGGAAAACAUGCGCGAGUGCCCACGGCAGAUGAACGGCAGCGAUUGCGGCGUGUUCAGCUGCAUGUUUGCCGAGCACGAGGCGCGGAAUCGAGACAUAGGGUUUACUCAGGCGCACAUGCCCUACUUCCGGCAGAAAAUGGUUUACGAAAUUUCUCAAGGCCGACUAAUUACCUAAGGAGCGGAAGUGACGAGUUGGGCGUAUGCGUGUGUGUGCGAGUGGCAGUCGUGGACUACUUCGAUUCGUUUGUAGAAUAAUGCAAAACAAAGAAUUAUUGCCGGUAAUGAAUCAAAUUGAAGAGUGUAGUUCGUAAGAUUUAAUUUAUAGUAGUUUUCCAAAAAAAGAACAUAAAAUCAAUUUUGUUUUAGAAAAACAUUUACUGAGAAAAAAAUAUUGUUUGAGAACAGUGAAAAAAUCGGAUUUUUGUUUGUGCCGCACUUCUCAUCAGGUUUUCCUAUGGAACAUAGUUUCCUCUUUGUAGAAGGUUCCGAGAAAUGAAACAUUUUUGAAAUAUUUUCGAUAUUUAAAUUGUGAUUUUUGUUUUCACACGCGAAUUACGUAUUCAAGGGGGGAGGUAGGGGAUUGAUUCGACUCGAGAGCAGGUACUUCAACAAUCGUACAUCGAGUUGAGAACUGGAAUUGGAAGCGACAUGCGGUGAACAUCAACUGUGCUAGCCCAUUGUGGAACUAUUAGGAAACGAAAGAACGAAACAGUAGCGUGACGAAAUACAUGUAUAUUUGAAAGUAAUUUCAACAAAUUUAAAA